Mytilus trossulus (common blue mussel) is the source of this 2554-nucleotide messenger RNA. RefSeq names its product protein ecdysoneless homolog. Lineage: Eukaryota; Metazoa; Mollusca; Bivalvia; Mytilida; Mytilidae. Bases 5 to 2101 code for a protein of 698 amino acids. The transcript is spliced from 14 exons. The record is from RefSeq and is a predicted model, not a curated record. Gene Ontology annotation, cellular component: nucleus.
UAGCAUGGCAGAAAAGAAAGAUCGUCUACCCGACGAUGCUUCUGAAUAUUGGCUUUUCCCCUUGGUUGACACAUCUUUAUGUCAAGAGACAAAGCGAAAAAUUCUACUUGAAUAUAUUGACACUUAUCUUGCUUUUGUUAGUUCAACAAUUGUCGACCACAUUUGGCAAAAAGAGCAGUUUAAUUUGACUGCUGUGACUGAAAAAGAUAAUUUACCACCUCACCUGUAUGGAAAAACCUGUUACGGUGAUAAUGUUGAGGAUGAAUGGCUUAUUGUUUACCUAUUAUUCACAUUAACCAAACAAUUUGAUGGCUUAGUUGCAAAAAUUAAGGAUAGUGAUGAAGAGUUUAUGCUGAUAGAGGCUGCUGACAAUCUCCCAAAAUGGCUGGAACCUGAUACUGCUGAAAAUAGAGUUUAUAUUUUUCAAGGAAACCUGCACAUUAUUCCUUUUCCUCAAUCACCUGCACAGAUAACCACCCUCCCUAGUGGUGUACCUGAAAUACAGUAUGCAGUGAAAUGUGUCAGAAACUAUAACACUGCCACACUGGCUAGCACAGAGAUAAAUAAUGCUGUCAAACAAAGGUUUGAUGGAUUAUCUGAUAGAGUGAAGAAAGAAGUCCAUUAUGCCCACUGUUACAUCCCAGCCAAUCUUGCUGUUGUUUUAGAUACAAAACCAUCAUUGAUAGCUGCAGGGGUUAAUGCAUUCUACUACAGAGAUCCAAUAGACUUGAAGGCAUGUAGAACAAUGAGAUAUUUUAGACCAGGAACCAGAGUGGUAUCUAGGGUAAAAUUCACAAGAUGUUUGUAUGCUCAGCUGGUACAACAAGAAUUUCAACCUGACAAGCGCAGUGGAUUUCAGAUGCCCAGCACAUCCAACCCUAAAUAUUUGUCACAUGAUCUAGGAAUGAAAUUGGCUCAUGGCUUCGAGAUUUUAUGUGCAAAGUGUUCUGAGAGACCAGAUCAAAAUUCCAAUGGUCACAACUCAUCAGUAGAUGAUGUUAGAUGGGAACGAUACCUCAAAUCUCUGAUCAAACAUGGCUACUUCAAGAAUGAGUUAGAGGGAUCUAUAUUAUAUAAACAGUUGUUAGAAAAGGCCAGACAAUUCUUCUUGGAACAGAUAGAGUCGACAAAUAGAAGUGACGAUACCAGCUGCCAAGGAGAAGAAGUAUUAGAUAUCUUAGAUAGGAUAACAGUAGAUAUAGAACAACUGAGAGAUGCUGAGACAGAUCUCAAACCUCCUGAUGAUGAUAACUGGUUACAGAUAAGUCCAGAAGAGCUUGAUAAGUUAAUGUUCAAAUCAUCUGGUCUAGAUCCAACUAACAUGGCUAAAACAGGAGAUAUUUCAGAUUUAAACAAAAUGGGUGAUGGAAUGAAAUCUUUUGUCAACAAAGUAUCUGGUGUAGAGGGAGCUGAAUUCCCAGGAGAGGAUGAUGAUAUACAGUUUGAUGGUACUGGGUUUAUUACACAGAUGCAGAAAAUGUUUGAGUUUAAUGACAAUGAUGAUGCCUCAAGUUCUGACAUGAGUGAGUAUGGAUGGGAGGAAUCUGAUGAAGAUGUUGAUGAUCGGCCACCUGUGUCUAAAUCAGGGAAGAAAGGAAAGGGACCAGUACAACCUACAGUUAAGGAUUAUAUGAACAUGAUGGACAGGGAACUAGCCACAACAGAUGUGGGUAAAAGUUUUGAAAGAGUAGGUGGAGAAGAAAACACGGCUUCAAAACCAAAGGUAAAUGGUAAUGGUAAAAAAAGCAAGAAGAGUAUUGAGGAGGAAGAUGAUGGCUUCAAACCUGUUGACAUUGAUAUGACUGUUGUCAAAAAUAUGUUACAAUCUCUAGAGUCCCAACAAGGACUGGCUGGUCCAGCCUCAAAUAUACUAGGGUCCAUGGGAAUCAAAGCUCCAGCACCAAUGGCUGAGGAAGAUGAUGACUCAAUUGUUCCUCCUAAAAGUUCAAAAUCCAGAGAAAAGAAGAAAUCUGGUCCUAAAAUUCCUCCUCGGCCAAAACCUACUGAUCUUCCCGUAGCACCCCCACGACAUCAUCGAUCACCUAAAAAGUCAGCUGACUCUAAACCUCCUUUGCUUGUUAGACAAGAAUCUAAUGUUUAACUUUUUUACAAUUACUACAUUUGUACUAUGGUUGUUAUAAUUCAGAGAUUUUAUUAUGAUUGCAUAAUACAUAUUAUAGUUAUACUCUGAUUCAAAUAAUUUCUUUAAAAUGCCAUUUCAUUUUAAAUUUACCUCUACCUAUAAUCAAAAGUUUAGAUUAAACUUUGUGUUGUAGUAAUAAUAUUACCUCUAAAUAAAUUACCAUCUAAACUCUUAUACAUUCUAAUCUCUGUAAUUUUAUCACUUAUAAAGAAUAGCUUUGAUAUUUAACUUGUGUUACUGGCAAACAUCGUGUUAUUUAAUUGGAGAAGUACCAAAGGUGGACUGUCGCCUCUAGUUGUUUCCUAUGCAAUGAGUUAUGAACCAUUCAACCAAUCUUUUUAAAUAUAAUAUACUUAAUGUUAUGCUGCUGGCAAAUAUUAUGUUCAAUAUUGACUUUUUUCACAAUUACAA